Chinchilla lanigera (long-tailed chinchilla) is the source of this 6084-nucleotide messenger RNA. It is a transcript of the gene Adar, whose product is annotated as adenosine deaminase, RNA-specific. Gene Ontology annotation, biological process: RNA processing; adenosine to inosine editing. The transcript has 15 exons. Gene Ontology annotation, molecular function: double-stranded RNA binding; double-stranded RNA adenosine deaminase activity; tRNA-specific adenosine deaminase activity. NCBI's taxonomy places the organism in Eukaryota, Metazoa, Chordata, Mammalia, Rodentia, Chinchillidae. Gene Ontology annotation, cellular component: cytoplasm; nucleolus. The record is from RefSeq and is a predicted model, not a curated record. The coding region runs from base 90 to 3632 and encodes 1180 amino acids.
UUCAAGGAAACGAAACCGAAAUUGAGCCAGAGCCAUCUUGCUGCCUGCGCAGACGACCCGUGCGGGGCGAUGCGCGGCGGGUGUGCGCCAUGGACCCGCGGCAGGGGUAUUACCUCUACAGACACCGUUCCCACCCCAGCCAGGACCAUGAACAUAACAAGGCCAUACAGCAGCCAUCGGGGCCAGCACCGAACCUUAACAAUUUCCAACUCCAGCAAAUAGAAUUUCUCAGGGGCCGGCUUCCAGAAGUGCCCCUGCCUAUAAAACAGAAACCAUUACUGCCACUACCACUACCAUUCUUCCCAGGACUCCUCCCAGAAUUCCUGCCAAGGCAUCCAGGACCACCUGCUGGAGACAGGCAACUAGAGAUUAGCGGUGUCCCCAAGAUCACGCCUUUCCAAAGUCCAGGGCUCCAGGUAGGAUCCCAGUUUACUUCACCACACGGCAGAGUGCCAUGGAGAGGUGUUGAUAGGCUUUCCUCACAGUUCCAGAAACUGAGCAUCAGCCAGGAUCAGGAGCAGAGGAUCAUAGAGUUCUUGGAGGAACUUGGAGAGCAGUCAGCCACCACAGCACGUGAUCUGGCCAGGAAGUUCAGGCUGCCGAAAAAGGAAGUCAAUCACAUUUUAUACUCCCUGGCAAAGAAGGGUAAGCUGCAGAAGUGGACAGGAACACCCCCUUUGUGGAGCAUUGCAGUCUCAGUUCAAACCCGGAACAAGCCCAAUGAAAUUGUGAGACCAGACAAUCACAGCCUGGGAGCCCCAAACCCACAGCCUAGUUUUGAAGUUGAGGACGAAAACUCCAUAUCUAACUUAGAAGACCCUCCUGAGCCUUUUGACAUGGCUGAGAUCAAGGAGAAAAUCUGCAGCUACCUAUUUAAUGUGUCUAACUCCUCUGCCCUGAAUCUGGCUAAAAAUAUUGGCCUCACCAAGGCCCGAGAUGUGAAUGCAGUGCUGAUUGACUUGGAGAGGCAGGGGGAUGUCUACAGGCAAGGGACAACACCUCCCGUGUGGUAUUUGACCGACAAGAAGCGUGAGAAGAUGCACAUCAGGAGAAAUUUGCACAGUGUCCCUGCAGCCACUCCGCCUGCUGUCCCUGAGACUAAAAGAAAUGCCACGCUCCCCACCUAUCACUUACCCCCGUCGGAUGCUUCAAACAACAUUAUGGCCACAGCAAAAGUGGAGAAUGGGCAGGAACCUGUCAUAAAGUUAGAAAGAGAAGAGGCCCGACCAGGACCAAUGAGACUGAAACCAUCGUUUUAUCACAAUAACCACUCAAGAGCAAGGUAUAUUGACUUUGAAAAUGGCCAGUGGGCCACAGAUGACAUCCCCGAUGACUUGAACAGUAUCCGCGCAGCACCAGGUGAGUUCCGAGCCAUCAUGGAGAUGCCCUCCUUCUACAGCCCUGGCUUGCCACGGUGUUCACCCUACAAGAAGCUGACAGAGUGCCAGCUGAAGAACCCCGUCAGCGGGCUGUUAGAGUAUGCACAGUUCGCUAGUCAGACCUGUGAGUUCAACCUCAUAGAGCAGAGUGGACCAUCCCAUGAACCUCGAUUUAAAUACCAGGUUGUCAUCAGUGGUCGCGAGUUUCCCCCAGCCGAAGCUGGCAGCAAGAAAGUGGCGAAGCAGGACGCAGCCAUGAAAGCCAUGACAAUUCUGCUCCGUGAAGCCAAAGCUCAGGACAGCGGGAAGCCUGAAGAUUUACCCCUCUGUUCCACAGAGAUGGAGUUAGAGAAGAUAGAAGAACCCCAACCCCCAACCCAUUCAGCCUCAUCCUUGUUUUCUGGGAAGAGCCCUGUCACGACAUUGCUCGAGUGUAUGCACAAAUUGGGGAACUCCUGUGAAUUCCGCCUCCUGUCCAAAGAAGGACCUGCCCAUGACCCCAAGUUCCAGUACUGUGUUGCAGUAGGAGCUCAGACUUUCCCCACCGUGAGUGCCCCCAGCAAGAAGGUAGCAAAGCAGAUGGCCGCAGAGGAAGCCAUGAAGGCCUUACAUGAGGAAGCAACCAAUGCGGCUGACAACCAGUCCGGAGGUUCGAACUCGGAAUCACUUGAUACCUUGGAGUCAGGGUUACCCAACAACAUCCGGAGGAUUAGUGAGCUCGUCAGGUACCUGAACACCAACCCCGUGGGCGGCCUGCUGGAGUACGCCCGCUCGCACGGUUUCGCUGCUGAGUUCAAGCUGGUCGACCAGUCCGGACCUCCUCACGAGCCGAAGUUCGUUUACCAAGCAAAAGUCGGGGGCCGUUGGUUUCCAGCUGUCUGCGCACAUAGCAAGAAGCAAGGCAAGCAGGAAGCAGCCGACGCGGCCCUCCGUGUCUUGAUUGGGGAGAACGAGAAGGCAGAACGCAUGGGUUUCACAGAGGUAACCCCAGUGACAGGGGCCAGUCUCAGAAGAACUAUGCUCCUCCUCUCCAGGUCCCCAGAUGCACAGCCAAAGACACUUCCGCUCACUGGCAGCACCUUCCACGACCAGAUCGCAAUGCUGAGCCACCGGUGUUUCAAUGCCCUCACCAACAGUUUCCAGCCGUCCUUGCUCGGCCGGAAGAUCCUGGCUGCCAUCAUCAUGAAGAAAGACUCUGAGGACAUGGGUGUCGUGGUCAGCUUGGGGACAGGGAAUCGCUGUGUGAAAGGAGAUUCUCUCAGCCUGAAGGGAGAAACUGUCAAUGACUGCCACGCAGAAAUUAUCUCCCGGAGGGGUUUCAUCAGGUUUCUCUACAGCGAGCUAAUGAAAUACAACUCGCAGACGGCGAAGGAUAGUAUAUUUGAGCUUGCUAGGGGAGGAGAAAAACUCCAAAUAAAAAAGUCUGUUUCCUUUCAUCUCUAUAUCAGCACUGCGCCGUGUGGAGACGGCGCUCUCUUUGACAAGUCCUGUAGCGAUCGGGCUGUGGAAAGCACAGACUCCCGCCACUACCCUGUCUUUGAGAACCCCAAACAAGGCAAGCUCCGCACAAAGGUGGAGAAUGGAGAAGGCACAAUCCCUGUAGAGUCCAGUGACAUUGUGCCUACGUGGGAUGGCAUUCGGCUCGGGGAGAGACUCCGUACCAUGUCCUGUAGUGACAAAAUCCUGCGCUGGAACGUGCUGGGCCUACAGGGGGCACUGUUGACCCACUUCCUACAUCCUGUGUAUCUCAAAUCUGUCACACUGGGUUACCUUUUCAGCCAAGGGCAUCUGACCCGUGCUAUUUGCUGUCGUGUGACAAGAGAUGGGAAUGCGUUUGAGGAUGGACUGCGAUACCCCUUUAUUGUCAACCACCCCAAGGUGGGCCGAGUCAGUGUAUAUGAUUCCAAAAGGCAAUCCGGGAAAACUAAGGAGACGAGCGUCAACUGGUGUUUGGCUGACGGCUACGACCUAGAGAUCCUGGAUGGCACCAGAGGCACCGUGGACGGGCCACGGAAUGAACUGUCCCGGGUGUCCAAGAAGAACAUUUUUCUUCAGUUUAAGAAGCUCUGCUCCUUCCGUUACCGCAGGGAUUUACUGAAACUCUCCUAUGGUGAGGCCAAGAAAGCUGCCCGUGACUACGAGAUAACCAAGAACUACUUCAAAAAAGGCCUGAAAGACAUGGGCUAUGGGAACUGGAUAAGCAAACCCCAGGAGGAAAAGAACUUUUAUCUCUGCCCAGUGCCCAAUGACUGAGGGCCCUGGGCUUGCACUAGUGAGAGGGAGGUCGUAGCAUUCCGCGAAUUCCUCAUCACAUUGGUCAGGACUUUUACCGCUGUUUUUGUUUUUACGGUUUUGUUUUUUUGUUUUGUUUUGUUUUGUUCUAAAUGGAGUCAUCAUUGCUGGUACUGAAGACUGUGGAUUCCCAUUUACCCUGCUUUCUUGGGAAUGUCCAGGCAGGGCCUAGUCAGGCUUCUGUCUCUUUUCCCAAGUAAAGAAGCAGAGGAAGGAAAAAGGGUUUAUCGUUCCACCCAAAGCAUACACAGUCACCAAGCACCUGAUGCCCACUUCCCCUUAGGCUUUGUUUUGGUCUUUUCCAUUUCCUUUUCCUUUGCGUUUGCUACACUGACCUCUUGCGGACUUGAUUAGGUUCCAGUCAGUUCUCUGCAAAUCAUGUCAGGAACUCAUGGUUUCAUUCAUGGGCUCCGCAGGCCCCUGUGCUUCCCCUUCUGAGCGUCCUUCCUGUGAUCAUCGAGUUUCGCUCUCCCACCCCAGAGGGUAACGAGGUGAGCUGGAGGAGUGUGAUGCCAUGUGUACAAGGGCAGGAGUUGAAAGCUGCAGUCAGCUAAUGAAUGGCCAGCGCCAAUGGAAGUGUGAUUAGCAUCUGCAGAUCCUGCGCAGUGGUGAGAUCCUGCCCUUCAACCAGCUGAGGGAAGCUGCUGCCCGGGAAGUGCGUCCCUUCCUUCCCAGGGAAGCUGAGAGCCAGCCACAGUGGGCAAGGCAAGUUGCCCAAGCAGUAACUAAGGUUUCCCCUGCAGGGUAGCACAGACAUUCCUCGGAGCACUGCCAAGCUCCCAUCUGCCCUUCUAACGCAUUCCUAGGAAUAGGCCCUGCCUGUGCAGAGGGGGAGGGCUAUAGACCUCAACCAGCUGCUAGGAGAAAAUCCAGGACAAAUCUUAGAGGGCAAAUCAUCUCUGCUCAGAUGGUCAGGACUUAGUAAGAACAAAGGCAGAAAAAUCAUGUUCGGUCAGAUCACUGUUCCAUCGGGUAUAAUAUUUCUUGAGGCAUGGGUACCAAGGGAAGUUGACUAAGCCAUGUGUAAAUUAAGAGUUUUUAAAAAGAAUGCCAGAGAUGUUGAUUCUUUGCCUUGGUUGCACUGAUGUAAAAUUCAGAUGUACUUUUUUUUCCCCAUUCAUCCAAGUGUUUUCAUUUAGCUGUGGCUUUGGAAGCUGGUGUGCAGGGCACAGGCCUGGGGUCCUCCUGCCUCCUGUCCGGGAGACAGCAUUUGCAGGUGAAAGGGCAGGUUGUCCUCAACUCUGGGGACUCCUUUGUGUACACCUCCGCCCUACUUGAGGCUGUGAUCAGAACCUCAAGGCCUGGGAAGGGUCAGCGUCUGGGGCUCCGUCAGCCUGGUGUGCUCAGGAGGACUGCCGAGCCCUGCUUCCUCUCAGCCCAGACUGCCACUGUGCUCUGGAUGACGUCUGCAUCUGGGAUUGGGCUGCCCCUGGGCCCUCACACGAUUUUUGGUGUUUCCCCCGCACCCCACAGGCUGCUGUCUGGUCCGCCCACCUCUGCAGCCGUAGAUACGCCCUAGUUUGCCCUUUCAUUGUGGCUACUUACAGUCUGUACCUAGGACCAAAAAUUGACCAAAACACACGUUUUUAAAAUAUACUGAGGUCGCCUUUGCAGAACACAAAAGCAUCCCCAGGGGCUGGUGGAGAGUUUGUGCCUGUCUUUGGCACGGAAGAGGCUUGCGCCCUGGCUUUGUGUGUAUCGCCAGCUUGGAAUAUUAGCUGAAGGCACAUUAAAUCAGUCCUGGCAGCUGCCUCUGGGGAAAAUCAGUGUGGUGGGCCCAGCCGUUGGGAGGAGGCUUCUCCCCUGGGUUCUUCGGGCUAGAGGCUGCUGGUAUCUCAGGGUGUUUGGCCUGUGGUCCUCUUGGGCAUUAGAGUCUCUGGCAGAGCCCUGACUCAGCUGCCUUUGCUUUCCUGAAGGGCACAGGGGCUCUCGGAAGGUCAGAGCUCCUGGAGCUUAUCUAGCUAACUUGCAGUAUUCUGUUUCUGCUGUGGGAAAGAGCAAGGCAUCCCCACAUCCCGCACACCUGCUGGAAAGGAGCCGUGUCAGGCCCCACCCCGCCACACCCCUAAGCCGCCCCAGUCACAGGACAGGCAGAGCUUCUCCCCAGUGUUCACUUUCUGUCCAGUCUUUGGUUUCCAGAAGCAGGGCCCACUCCCCCUUUCUUUUUAAUGGUUUUGUAGUGCAGUCUGUGAAUAAUCACUUGUCAGCGCUUGAAGCUGUUUCCUUUACUCCAGUUGAAGGGACUUCGUUGGCUUCGGGGUCUUGGCAGUGACCCCAAGAGCAGAGCGGGGAAGAGCCCAAGCAUAGCCUUGGCGCCAUGAUGGCUGCAGUCCAGUUUUAUGAUUCUGCUUUUUGUGCUCCUUGAUUCUAAAAAUAUACAUUCCUCAUGAAUAAAAACGAAGAUAAAUCUAAA